This is a messenger RNA of Aphanomyces invadans, 438 nucleotides long. RefSeq lists its product as hypothetical. The record is from RefSeq and is a predicted model, not a curated record. Lineage: Eukaryota; Oomycota; Saprolegniomycetes; Saprolegniales; Verrucalvaceae. The coding region runs from base 1 to 438 and encodes 145 amino acids. The transcript is spliced from 3 exons.
AUGGUGACGUUGAAGGUGGUCGCCCGGCGCCGUGCCAAGCAAGAUGCACUGCGCACGACGCCCCACGACCUGUCGGCAGAACGGUCGGACUUGGGGCGCAUGCACUUGCAAGCAUUGGAACUACACGACAAGAAGCUCAGGUUGAGCCACCAAGGCCAUACCGACGACGGCGAUGCCAUCACGUCGUCGGGUCAUGUGCUGUUGGAAACGGACGAGUCGAUCAUUGCGAUGAACCAACGACUCAUCCGAGAGCGGAAUGCGCUCAUCCGGGAGAAAGAAGUGUGGCAAUCCCAGCUUCACACCCAACACACGAACCUCCAGGAGGUGCUCCAAGCAACUCGGCUGCUCAAGCUGAAGAUUCAACACAAUCAGAAACCCGUCGACGGCUGCCCUGCCAUCGCCACACCGACUGCGCCUACGUCCCCCGCGACGCUAUAA